AAAUGCUGUGUAAGGUUUUCCUGCUUGCAACGCAACCCUAGUACGUGCUCGAGUCGCCCGGUUCCUGUUCCCACGUCCUCCCGCUAGUACUACUAGUAGUACACGUCACGGCACGAGCCUGCAAACUUGACGGAGUGUCGCAUUCUAGCUAUCGCUGCCUCUGCCAGGCGCGGUCCAGGCAGUGGAAGAACAACGAUGUCGACACCCCGGCUGGCGCCGCACCGAGGGAUGGAGCUGCAUGUGUUGCUGCUUGGCAGCAUUGCGUGCCUUGUGGCUCUCAGGGGAGUAGCGUCAGUGCGAGUGCAUGCAGCCGAUGUGAGGAGUCUCUUGGUGCUGGCCAGUGAGUGGAACAACUUCCAGGGCAGUGAGACGUGGGGGCUGCGCUACGCGGACUGCAAGGCGCUGGAUGGAAUUGCUUGUGACCGAGAUGGUUUCGUCACUGACAUAUUUCUACAGAUGAAGAGCUUCAAUGCACCAAUACCGGACAUGAUCAGUCAGUUUCAGCACCUCACCCAACUGGCGCUUCCAUUCUGCCAUCUCAAAGGCAGCAUCCCUGAUGGCCUCUUCAACCUGACAUCGCUUGUCGCUCUCUCCUUACUCGGAAAUUCUGUCACGGGGACAAUCCCUGUAGGCAUCAGCCGCUUGGUCAACUUGCAAAUUCUUGCUCUUCAUGUCAAUCAGCUGUCAGGUCCCAUCGACCCACUGUGCAACUUGCCUCAGCUUAGAUACCUCAAUCUCAAUCAGAACGCCUUUAAUGGCUCUCUUCCCAACGACCUUGGCACUCUCACCAACCUCUUCACCCUACACGUUGAAGAAAACUCGUUCUCUGGCAGCAUCCCCUCUUCCUUGGGCAACAUCACGUUGCUGGUGGACUUGGUUCUGAGCUACAACCAGCUCACUGGGACCAUACCUGACUCCCUCAGCCGCUUGAACAGCCUCACACUGCUCAAGCUGGCAAAGAAUCAGCUCACGGGGCCCAUCCCCGAUUCACUUGGAACCGUUCCCUCUCUCUCGUUGCUUCUGCUGCAGUACAAUCUCCUGAGCGGCACCAUCCCAGCGUCACUGGCGUCGCUGCACAAGCUCAAAUACCUGUUGCUCUCUGUCAACCAUCUCUCGGGAAGCAUACCUGCUGGGUUGGGCGAUCUGCCUCUUCUGCACUACAUGUGGUUGUCUUUCAACCAGAUGUCUGGAUCAAUCCCUACGGCCAUUGCGAAACUCACCAACCUUCAUUCCUUGGACCUGUCAGGCAAUCAUCUGCAUGGGAUCAUCCCCAGCACCCUCCAGAACCUCUCCAAGCUCCAAUUUCUUGGACUGUCGUUCAACCAGCUCCAGGGCCCGGUGGAGCCUGUCAUGCGAGGCAUGGCCAACAUCACUUACCUGUACCUGACCAGCAACCAGUUCAGUGGGCGACUGCCCAGCCCGCCGUCAGCAGGCAUCAAGUCGUACAAGGUGGAGGGCAACUUCUUCUCGCACGGGCAGGUCAAUUUCAGCAACUGCUCUGCCGUCACAUGGACCACCCUUGACAACUGCCUCUCUCCUUACCUGGGCAUUUGCGGCCUCGUUUACCCCCAGAGAUCUGCUGGAGGGUGUGCUGCAUUCUGUGGGGUGGAGGUUGGUGCGACGAGCCCAGUGUGUGGGGGGCAUGGCUCCUGCUUUGUCAAUGCUUUCACAGGAUCAGCGGAGUGUGCAUGCGAUCCCAACUACAUGCUCAACAGCAGCAACGGCAAUGCCUGUGUGCCUGGAGCUGCCCGGACCUCUCUGGCAUCCGACUCUGCCUAUGUCUCUCUUCGGGGCUCUGCCUCUGUGCUUUCCAACGGCUCCAUUCUGCUCACAAAUGGCGCUGCCAACCAGCAGGGUGCAGCGUUUGGCUCACCUGCCGUGCGCCUCUUCUAUUUCCCCGACAAGCGGUCGCGCUGCGGAACGGAGCUGGGCUUCCUUGCUGCCUUCAGCUUUGCCAUGAGUCCCGGGGGCCAGGGGGGGGGAGGGAGGGGCUUGCGUUUGUGGUGGCAGCAACUGCUUCCGAAAAAGGGGGCGAGUGUGGGGCUGGGAGGGGUGGGGCGGCGGAGUGUGGGGGUGGAGUUUGACUCGGUGCUGAGUGUGAAGCACAGCGACCCCAACGACAACCACGUGGGCGUCAAUGUGGGCGGCUCACCUGUGUCCCUCGCCUCUGCCACGGCCCCUCUCAUCCUCAACGACGCCCAAACCAAGCACGCCUGGAUCCACUACGACCCCACCAGCGGCGGCACUCUCCGAGUCUUCCUCUCCUCCGACCCCGUGCAGCCCCCCACCCCCACCCUCACAGCGAGUGUGUCCCUCUGCUCUGCUCUCAAGCCCACUGCAUCCGACUCUCUCUUCCUCUUCGGCUUUGUUGCUCUCUCGAGCACCGCGCCCCAAAAACAUGCCAUUUUGUCCUGGGAUUUCACCACAGGUGUUCCACCUGUAGGGCAAUAGCAUCGUAUUGGAAAGGGUAUUGCAUUGUUCGUGGUUAAAUGUUAUUAAAACCAGACUAGAAUAGCACACCCUGGGCGCUCUUAAAACUCUUUUUCGGGGGUCAGAAAAAAUAAUGGCCCGGCCUGGAGAACUUUCCACCGAACGAAGCGAAAAAUACCGUAAUCCCCCGUAUAUAACACCCGCCGAAAUAGUCACUCCGCGGGUGGUUUAUGCGGGGGAGAGCUUAUGAUAGGGUGAAUUUAGGAGAGCACCCGCUUUUCGGGGGCUGCAUUUUACAUAACACCCUCCUCGUUUUAUGCAGCAAAGAAAUGAGAAAUUUUUUU
Molecule: messenger RNA, 2774 nt
Organism: Closterium sp. NIES-67
Lineage: Eukaryota; Viridiplantae; Streptophyta; Zygnematophyceae; Desmidiales; Closteriaceae
Source: the annotation of a GenBank genome assembly